Messenger RNA from Ostreococcus tauri, 594 nucleotides. RefSeq names its product von Hippel-Lindau disease tumour suppressor,beta/alpha domain. Lineage: Eukaryota; Viridiplantae; Chlorophyta; Mamiellophyceae; Mamiellales; Bathycoccaceae. Bases 1 to 594 code for a protein of 197 amino acids. The record is from RefSeq and is a predicted model, not a curated record. The transcript has a single exon.
AUGCGUGCGUACGAGCGACUGGUGCGACGUGUGGAUGGGAGAGACGCGCGCGGGACGAGACGAGAGGCGACGAGACUGACGGCGGCUCGAGUAUCGUUCGCGCGCAGGACUGAUGCGGCGGUGCAGACGUAUUGGAUCGAUUACGAUGGUCGAUUGCGACCGUAUUCGACGAUCGCGUCGGGGGAGACGUUCGAUCAGGGAACGUACGAGACGCAUCCGUGGACGUUUACGACGAAGGCGUCGUCGAGGAAUGGGAAGGCGAAAUCGGAACGGCGGCGGUGCGUGGUGAACGAUUCUCCGAUAUACGUCGUUUCGGGCGAAGAAGACGUGAGUGACGGGAGUUUAAACGACCGGGAGAAAAAGGCGCGCGUCGUGGAGAUUCGGCGACCGCGCGUCGUGGACUGGUCGCCGGACGUGCACGAAGCGUUUUCAAUCGGCUUCAAGCGAGCGGUGAGAUGCUUCUUGUUGGCGCACCAGCGAUCGCGGUCGACGAGCGCGGACAAGGGAUUGGGGACGAUGCCGAACGAUAUGUUACUCGAGAUCAUCGCGCGCAUGGCGCCCAUGAAACGGGUGUAUCGCGAAAUCGGCGCGUGA